AUGUGGUUGGUCUUAAACUCGAAACGUGAGAAGUACUCCGCUCUGCAGAACGCUGGCAGCAACUUCAUCCCGUCAACUCCCCAGAAUUCCGGGGAUACAAUUCCAUCAGCAGCCAUGCUGUCAAUACUUCGCAAGGCACGCUUGAAGGAUAAGGAGAUGCGGAUAUUAAUGCUGGGACUUGAUAAUGCCGGGAAGACAACGAUUGUGAAGCGCAUCAUGAACGAGGAUGUCACCACGGUCAGCCCGACCCUGGGGUUUAUCAUUAAAACCAUUGAUUUUAUGGGAUACAAGCUCAACAUCUGGGAUGUUGGCGGGCAAAAGACCCUCCGAUCCUACUGGAAAAACUACUUUGAAAAGACCGACACGCUGGUCUGGGUUGUCGAUGCGACAGAUCGUCUGCGGGUGGAUGAUUGCCGACAAGAACUCGCGGGUCUGCUUCUGGAAGAGCGACUCAUGGGAGCCAGUCUCAUGGUAUUCUUGAACAAGACUGAUGUGGAAGGGUGCAUGACCGAACAUGAAGUUCGUGAGCGUCUCGGCUUGGAUUUGAUCAAAACCCAUAAAUGGACCAUUCUCCCCUGUAGUGCGAUGACAGGGACAAAUCUUACUCGAGGGUUAGAGUGGGUGGUGCAAGACGCCAAAGACCGGCUGUUCCUUUACUAG
Molecule: messenger RNA, 660 nt
Organism: Penicillium alfredii
Lineage: Eukaryota; Fungi; Ascomycota; Eurotiomycetes; Eurotiales; Aspergillaceae
Product: ADP-ribosylation factor-like protein 2
Exons: 6
Coding region: 1-660 (219 amino acids)
Biological process (GO): protein folding
Cellular component (GO): cytoplasm; microtubule cytoskeleton
Molecular function (GO): GTPase activity; GTP binding
Source: RefSeq, a predicted model, not a curated record